UUUUCCCUCAUUUUCCUGGGGCUGCUGCGCCGCGCUUCUCUCUCUCGCCUUCUCCCUCUUCGCGGCGAUCCGGGUUCCGCUGCAACGGCCCCUGUCGACUGUCGUCUUCUCUUCUCCCUCACGGCGCUCGAUCCCUCCGGAUUGCCGCGUAGCGGGAUCAGUGGUUUAGAGGAGAGGAAGCGCUGAUUGACGCUAACCGGGUGUUCUUACCAUUUUUAGAUUCAGCUGGUUGAACAGAACUAGUAAAGAUGUCAUCAGAAGGGAACAAAGAUGUGCCUAAUGAAGCUUUGUCCGUGGAUCUGUCAUCGAUUUCUGGUGCAAAGCGCAAGCGUGGCCGCCCAAGGAAAUAUGAGCAUCCUGCAUAUGAACUACCACAGAAGGUACAGCCCCUCCAAAGCGCCCCGCCUCUUCACUGCUCACAAGAUGGCUCAAGUAUGGCCAGCCAUACAUCAGGCGGCUAUGCUCAUGGUAGUUGGUCCGCACAACCUAGGAAUUCGGUUAAUGCUUCUAUUCAAGGUAAUUCUGGCAAGGAUGACGUUCUCGGCAAGCAUUUUGUUGGCAAGCUGACCAAGAAAAUCCCUGGGUUUUCCCUCAUUACGGUAAAAGUGAAGGACAAUCAGGUGCUCAAAGGUUGGGUUCCAGAUGAAAUUAAUCUCCGUCCAAUAACACCUAAGGAUGACCUUGCCCCAGAGCUACCCAUGCUUCGACCGAGUCAUGUUCGGAAGCGAGCAUCAGCAAUCCACAUGCAAACAGCUCUUACUGUGCCAUUGCACUUGGAGGAUAUUACACUUGCAAAGCCUCUGCAGAUGAGGAGGCCUGUCGAGGAAACUAUUGCUAAGCACUCUGUGCCUCUUGCUCCUAGGCCUUACAUGGGUUCUGGUGUUGUUGCGCCAGUACCUAUAUCAGUUGCACUUGCACCCAAUAAUCCUGAAUUGACAAGUUUGACCAGGCAGGAUGCUGAACUUGUCAUCCCACAAUCAUCAGUUGCUGCAGUGCCAAUUACAUCUGUUCCUCCAUGCAAGCAACUGGCUAAUCAAAACGAGUUUACUGAAAAGAAUUAUGUUGAUGAGUUUCAGAAAGAUUCAGAAUCUCGAAAUGUAACCAAGGAGUUACCAGGGGAAAGGCAACAGCUUAAUGAUCAAGUGACAGAUGUGGUUACAGAAUCUUCUGGUCAAAUCCAGAAUACUGAUGCAACAGUGUCUGAUAAGAUCAAGAUAACAUCAGGCGCCAGAGAUCAGCCAAAUCCUGCAAAUAGUGAGCAGCAUGAGCAGCAGAGUUCUAAGGAACCAUCAGACAUCACAGAACAAUAUGAGCAGAUGAAGACAGAGACCGAUGUCCAAAAAGGAGUUGAUGCCUCAAAGUCAGAUGCCUCAGUUCCAGAUGACAUUCAGCCUGCGUGUGAUGAACAAGAAAUCAAGGUUGGCUGUAAAUGAAAGUAGAGAUCAAGAUUCAAGAAACACAACACAGAUCAUGAUGUUUCUGUCAGGCGUAUUGGGAUGUGGAGCUGGAGUUUUACUGAAUGGCCCAAUGCUUUAGGUGUAGGCCCAUUUUUUUACAUUUUAGAUUAAGUAGAGAUACAUAUUUUUUUAAAAAAAACCAACAAACAGCAGUGUAGCACAGAUAGAAUCGCAAACGAGAAAAAAGGAGACAGAAACAUACUUGGUCUUUUCAAUUUUAGGAAGAUGGCAUGCCUUAAAAGUUAAUUUUGAACUCCUAAUCUUGUAAUAUAACUUUGGGCCCGUUUGGUUCCUUUAGUUCUGAGACUAAAGUUUAGUUAUGAGACUAGAGUUUAGUUUUGGUUUUA
Zea mays is the source of this 1804-nucleotide messenger RNA. RefSeq names its product AT hook motif family protein. The coding region runs from base 249 to 1433 and encodes 394 amino acids. The record is from RefSeq and is a predicted model, not a curated record. Lineage: Eukaryota; Viridiplantae; Streptophyta; Magnoliopsida; Poales; Poaceae. The transcript has 7 exons.